Messenger RNA from Anguilla anguilla (European eel), 8391 nucleotides. RefSeq names its product plasma membrane calcium-transporting ATPase 3. Lineage: Eukaryota; Metazoa; Chordata; Actinopteri; Anguilliformes; Anguillidae. The transcript is spliced from 22 exons. The coding region runs from base 962 to 4864 and encodes 1300 amino acids. The record is from RefSeq and is a predicted model, not a curated record. Gene Ontology annotation, biological process: regulation of cytosolic calcium ion concentration; calcium ion transmembrane transport. Gene Ontology annotation, molecular function: ATP binding; PDZ domain binding; ATP hydrolysis activity. Gene Ontology annotation, cellular component: membrane; intracellular membrane-bounded organelle.
UCUCUCCCCCCACCCCCCGGCACAAAGCUGCCGCUCGGAUGCUGCGCUCCCCGUAAAACAGCGCACAGCGAGCGAGGGGUCUCCAACAUGUAGAUCCAAAAUCUCGCAUCAGCCAAUGCUGUGGCACCUUCCACAUAUUUAUUAACGGCAGCAACAAUAAACAACCACAACAAUAACAACAAAUGCCGCUGGGUUUACACAUUUAUUUAUUAAUCGAAGCAGUCAUUCUAAUAUGAUCUCUCCAUCGCUCAGUCUUUCCUCUGCAUAAGCGGAACUCAGCGCGGGCGACUGCACUAUUUUAGGGACCUGCAUUUUUUAUCAACUACCAACAAACGACAGAUACCGUGCCGGGGACCCUUCAUCGUUGGAACAUCCAACUAUUCAAAUCCUGUUGUUUAUUUUAUUUUCAUUUCAGAUAAAUAGGCUACUGGAUUUUUUUUCUCGCCACCCCGAUAACGUCCUUGGACCAUGGCCUGGUUCCAGGUGAUCAUAACACACAACUGUUCGAAACCCUGACCCCUGACCUUUGACCUGUGACCUCUUUCUCCCUGACCUGCCCCCCAUCCCUCCUUCCAGUACCCGGAUGUCAGCCGUUCUCCUUUUCUCUGCUCCUCCCCCCUCCUCUGUCCAGCUAUCGAUGGAUUGGGACCACCCCCACACCUUUGUUUGAUGUGUGGGGGGGGGGACAAGGGAAAGAAAAGUUCGAUGAACAGUGAAAAGAGAAGGAAAGAGAGAGAAAGAGAAAGGAAAACCGGAGGAAGAAACAAAACCUAAACCCCAAAGAAACAGCGAUACGGUCUGACCGAAGCCGGAAGAGUGGAGGAAGAGGAGGAAACAGAGAAGUCCAAAAAGAUUCUCCUCCUGCCCCAUGUCCCCAAGAAAUAAUGUAAAAAAAAACUCAACGGGAAACAAAAUAGUUGUUGACAGAAAAUAAGCUAAGAAACCAGGAGAGAUUUCCACCAUGGGGGAUUUAACCAACAGUGCUGUGGAGUUCUGCCCCAAAAGCCAGAGAGGGGGCGGGGCUUCUGGUGCGGGGGCGGAGCCGAACCAUGGGGCGGCGUUCGGGGUCACCCUGGAUGAGCUGCGGGCGCUGAUGGAGCAGAGGGGCUCAGAGGCGCUGCAGAAGAUCCAGGAGACUUACGGCGACACGGCAGGGCUGUGCAGACACCUCCGGACUUCUCCCAGCGAGGGCCUGUCCGAUAACCCAGCAGACCUGGAGAAGCGGGGGGAGGUGUUUGGGCAGAACUUCAUCCCCCCGAAGCAGCCCAAGACCUUCCUGCAGCUGGUGUGGGAAGCCCUGCAGGACGUAACGCUCAUCAUCCUGGAGAUCGCUGCCAUCAUCUCCCUCGGGCUGUCCUUCUACCAGCCCCCAGGGGAGGAGAGCGAAGGCUGUGGGAAAGGAAGUGCAGGAGCCGAGGACGAGGGCGAGGCCGAGGCGGGGUGGAUCGAGGGCGCGGCCAUCCUGCUGUCCGUCAUCUGCGUCGUCCUGGUGACGGCCUUCAACGACUGGAGCAAGGAGAAGCAGUUCCGCGGGCUGCAGAGCCGCAUCGAGCAGGAGCAGCGCUUCACCGUGGUGCGCAACGGCAGCGUCAUCCAGAUCCCCGUGGCCGAGAUUGUGGUGGGAGACGUGGCGCAGGUCAAAUACGGCGACCUCCUGCCAGCAGAUGGCAUACUGAUCCAGGGAAACGACCUGAAGAUCGACGAGAGCUCGUUGACCGGAGAGUCUGACCACGUGCGCAAGUCUGCCGACAAGGACCCCAUGCUGCUGUCCGGCACGCACGUGAUGGAGGGCUCAGGGAAGAUGCUGGUCACUGCUGUAGGAGUGAACUCUCAGACCGGAAUCAUCUUCACCCUGCUGGGAGCCGGAGAGGGAGAAGAGGAGAAGAAGGAGAAGAAAGGAAAGCAGCAGGAUGGAUCAGUGGAAAACAGCCAGAACAAAGCCAAGAAGCAGGACGGGGCGGUUGCCAUGGAGAUGCAGCCGCUGAAGAGUGCAGAAGGUGGAGAGGUGGAGGAGAGAGAGAAGAAGAAAACAAACGUGCCCAAAAAGGAGAAGUCUGUGCUGCAGGGCAAACUCACCAAACUGGCCGUUCAGAUCGGGAAAGCAGGUCUGGUGAUGUCGGCCAUCACAGUGAUUAUCCUGGUGCUGUAUUUCGUGAUUGAGACCUUCGUGAUUGAAGGGCGUGUUUGGCUGACAGAGUGCACACCUGUGUAUGUGCAGUAUUUCGUCAAGUUCUUCAUCAUCGGUGUCACCGUGCUGGUGGUGGCUGUCCCUGAAGGUCUUCCUCUGGCAGUUACCAUCUCUCUGGCCUACUCUGUAAAGAAAAUGAUGAAGGACAACAACCUGGUGAGGCACCUGGACGCCUGCGAGACCAUGGGCAACGCCACGGCCAUCUGCUCCGACAAGACGGGCACCCUCACCACCAACCGCAUGACGGUGGUGCAGACGUACCUGGGCGACCAGCACUUCCGCGAGGUGCCCGACGCCGGCCAGGUCAACGCCAAGAUCCUGGAGCUGCUCGUCAGCGCCAUCGCCGUCAACAGCGCCUACACCUCCAAGAUCAUGCCCCCGGAGAAAGAGGGCGGUUUGCCCAAGCAGGUGGGCAACAAGACGGAGUGUUCCCUGCUGGGCUUCGUGCUCGACCUGGGGAGGGACUACGCGACCGUCAGGGAGCAGAUCCCCGAGGAGAAGCUGUACAAGGUCUACACCUUCAACUCCGUCCGCAAGUCCAUGAGCACCGUGCUGCAGCUGCCCGACCGGUCCUUCCGCCUCUACAGCAAGGGCGCCUCUGAGAUCCUGCUGAAGAAGUGCUCCUCCAUCUUGGCAUCCGGCGGCGAGCCUCGCGGCUUCCGGAACCGGGACCGAGAGGAGAUGGUGAAGAAGGUGAUCGAGCCCAUGGCGUGCGACGGCCUGCGGACCAUCUGCAUCGCGUACCGCGACCUCCCCGCCUGCCCCGAGCCCGACUGGGAGAACGAGGCCGAGAUCGUCAGCGACCUCAUCUGCAUCACCGUGGUCGGCAUAGAGGACCCCGUUCGGCCAGAGGUCCCGGAGGCCAUUCGGAAAUGCCAACGGGCAGGAAUCACCGUGCGCAUGGUCACAGGGGACAACAUCAACACGGCACGCGCCAUCGCCGCCAAGUGCGGCAUCAUACAGCCGGGAGACGACUUCCUGUGUCUGGAGGGGAAGGACUUCAACCGACGAAUCAGGAACGAGAAAGGAGAGAUCGAGCAGGAGAGGAUCGAUAAGAUCUGGCCCAAACUGCGAGUCCUGGCCCGAUCUUCCCCCACAGACAAGCACACCCUGGUGAAAGGCAUCAUCGACAGCACCAUCGUGGAGCAGCGCCAGGUGGUGGCAGUGACGGGAGACGGGACCAACGACGGACCGGCGUUGAAGAAGGCCGAUGUCGGCUUUGCCAUGGGCAUUGCAGGCACAGAUGUAGCGAAGGAGGCGUCUGACAUCAUCCUGACAGAUGAUAAUUUCUCCAGCAUUGUGAAGGCGGUGAUGUGGGGGAGGAACGUGUACGACAGCAUUUCCAAGUUCCUGCAGUUCCAGCUCACAGUCAACGUGGUGGCCGUGAUCGUGGCCUUCACCGGAGCCUGCAUCACGCAGGACUCCCCUCUGAAGGCGGUGCAGAUGCUGUGGGUGAACCUGAUCAUGGACACCUUCGCCUCUCUGGCUCUGGCCACAGAGCCGCCCACAGAGUCUCUGCUGCUGAGGAAGCCCUACGGCCGCAACAACCCCCUCAUCUCCCUCACCAUGAUGAAGAACAUCCUGGGCCACGCCGUCUACCAGCUCAUCAUCAUCUUCACCCUGCUGUUCGUGGGAGAGAAGAUCUUCGACAUCGACAGCGGACGCAACGCCCCUCUUCACUCCCCGCCCUCCGAGCACUACACCAUCAUCUUCAACACCUUCGUCCUCAUGCAGCUCUUCAACGAGAUCAACGCCCGCAAGAUCCACGGCGAGCGCAACGUCUUCGACGGGAUCUUCUCUAACCCCAUAUUCUGCUCCAUAGUGCUGGGGACCCUGAUUGUGCAGAUUGUGAUUGUCCAGUUUGGAGGGAAGCCUUUCAGCUGUGCUCCUCUCAGUAUGGCUCAGUGGCUCUGGUGUUUGUUUGUGGCCGUGGGAGAGCUGCUGUGGGGACAGGUGAUCUCCACGGUGCCUACCAGCCACCUGAAAUGCCUGAAGGAGGCGGGGCAUGGGCCGGGCCAGGACGUGAUGACGGACGAGGAGAUGGCUGAGGAUGAGGAGGAAAUCGACCACGCUGAGAGGGAGCUUCGCCGGGGCCAGAUUCUCUGGUUCAGGGGCCUCAACCGCAUCCAGACGCAGAUGGAGGUAGUGAGUACCUUCAAGAGAAGCGGUUCGUUUCAGGGUGCCGUGCGUCGCCGCUCCUCGCUUCUCAGCCAGAUCCAUGACGUAACCAAUAUUUCCACCCCCACUCACAUGCGGGUGGUGAAAGCCUUCCGUAGCUCUCUGUACGACGGCAUGGAGAAGCCCGAAUCCAAGAACUCCAUCCACGACUUCAUGGCGUACCCCGAGUUUCUCAUCAACGACAUCAUUCACAACAUCCCCCUGAUCGACGACACCGAUGUGGACGAGGAAUCGGAACUGUCCAAGCACAACCACAUCCACCUCGCCCUCCGCCACCCCCCGCACCCCCAGCCCCAGCCCCCGCCACCACAGCCCCCGCAGCCCUCGCAGCGCACUCGAGCCCCGCCCCGCCCGUACCGCCAGUACAGCCUUCCCCUCACCCCCAACCGCAACAACAACGCCAUCGACAGUGGCGUGUUCCUCACUCCUACAGACACCAGUAAGUCCCCUUCCUCCAGCCCCGGUACCCCAGUCCACAGCCUGGAGACCUCUCUAUAACUGCGCUGACCUGCGCAUGCGCAGCCUGGAGACCUCUCUAUGACUGCCCAUGCACAGCCUGCAGACCUCUCUAUGACUGCCCAUGCACAGCCUGCAGACCUCUCUAUGACUGCCCAUGCACAGCCUGGAGACCUCUCUGUGACUGUGCAGACCUGCGCAUGCACAGCCUGGAAACCUCUCUGACUGCGCAGACCUGCUCAUGCACAGCCUGAAGACCUCUCUGUGACUGCGCAGACCUGCGUACGCACAGCCUGGAGACCUCUCUGUUACUGUGCAGAUCUGCGCAUGAACAGCCUGGAGACCUGUCUAUGACUGCUCAGACCUGCAUAUGCGCAGCCUGGAGACCUCUCUGUGACUGCGCAGAUCUGCGCAUGCACAGCCUGGAGACCUCUCUGUGACUGUGCAGACCUGUGCAUGCAGAGCCUGGAGACCUCUCUGUGAAUGGGCAGACCUGUGCAUGCAGAGCCUGGAGACCUCUCUAUGACUGCGGAGACCUGCGCAUGCACAGCCUGGAGACCUCUAUGACUGUGCAUACCUGCGCAUGCACAGCUUGGUGAUCUGUCUAUGACUGCGCAGACCUGCGCAUGCACAGCCUGGGGACCACUAUGACUGCGCAGACCUGCGCAUGCACAGCCUGGAGACCUCUAUGACUGCGCAGACCUGUGCAUGCACAGCCUGGAGAUCUGUCUAUGACUGCGCAGACCUGCGCAUGCACAGCCUGCAGAGCUCUCUAUGACUGUGCACACACAGAUUAUAUAACUGCGCGUAUGUAGAAUAGAGAACUCUAUGACUGCACAUGCACAGAACAGGAACCCUUCUGUAAUGGACGUUACACACCAUGGACAUCUUGAACUGCAAUUGAACACCAUUUUGAGGCACCAGUCUGUGUAUGAGGGCACUUGGAGACCUCCCUGUAAGUGUAAACACCAGGCACAUAGGGACCUCUCUAUGACUGAUUCCACCAAGCGGAGCUCUCUUUUCAGCUGCAAUGCCACAUGGCAGUGCCCUCUCGAACCGGUGCCACUCAUUCCAGAGGCUUCUCUGUAACUUUGGGGUGGGGGUGGGGGGGGGUUGAAGUGUGGGUGGAGCACAAAGGACAUGGAUGUACCGGAGAAUGACAUGGAAGAGGAGAAAGAAAAGAAAGGGAGGGGGGAGAAAGAGCUGAAGAUGAAGAAGAAGAAACAGCUCCAGUUGGUGACUUCGUCUGAAGUCUCAAACAAUCUUCCCCCUUCCACCCCCUCGCCCAUCAGCACCACUCUACUCCCCUCCCCGUUCUUCAGCCGCAUGGCCAUACAACCCCACCUUCAGCCCCCCCCCCCCUCUCCGAGAGACUGCUCUGGCCCUUGAUGGGGGCUUAAUCUGACAUGGUGAACUUUUGGAUGAGCAACACAGAGCAGCGUUUAAAGAAAAAGCAGGAAUGGACUAGAAUUGGACCGAAUUUGGACUGGAUUUGGACUUCUGACUUCAAUAAUGACAGACCUGGUAGAUAUAUAAUGGGGUCAAUUCAUUCUGCUAUUUAUUGAUAUUAUUAUUCAUAUUAUUAUUAUUCUCGUUGUUGUUCAGAUUAUUAUUACGGUUAUUCCUGCUAUAUUUACUGCGACAACUAUAACUAUAUUGCAGUUACCAAUGCUUUAAGGAUAAGCUUAAUCUGUCCACUUUUUUCAUUUCUGAAUUUGUUUUUUCCGUUAUUUCUGGUAUUUCUCUGUUUCCACGUCCUUUCCUCUCUCUUUCUGUGUGUUCGUCUUUGUGUAUGUCCUGAAAAACAGACAAAAAGAAACAAAAAAAACGUACAGUAAAAAAACGAACAAGGAAACAAUAAAAUUAAAUAUAAUAGUAAUAAUAUAGUGUGUCAGCUAAAACCAAUUUUAUUUAAAAAAGAAAAAUAAUUAAACAGACAUCACCGUUCAGCUUACUGCUUUAAUCCAGCUUUUCCAUCUCAUUGACUCAUUUGGUCAUUUGUUUUUACCUCUUGUAAGUUUGGCCGGAAAAGCAGUAAUCAUUUAGGGUUACUUUGAAGCCAAUGUCAUUCAGAAAUAUUCAUUGAAGUGCUGUUCCUACGUCUGAAAAAUGUACUUGUAUAUAUAUAAUUUUAAUUAAUUAAUUAAUUGGUUGAUUGAUUGAUUGAUUGAUUAAUUAAUUAAUUACAAUUUAUUAAUUGUAUUUAUUUAUUUAUUUAUUUAUUUAUUUAUUUAUAAGAAUGGAAAAGGUUUAAACAAUGUAAGCAACUUGUCCCUGUCGAUCACUGUGUAGAACUCAGAUGUAUAAAAGCCAGUGCUUUGCACUUCUAACAUGGAUACAACCAUCUCUCAGCAAGUUUACUGCAGCCUGCACAGAACCAAACAUUUAAACGAAGGGAAGCCAAUGGUUCACUACGAAAUGCCAAGAGGCUGAGGCUGAGGUUGGAGGACGAUGAGGUUUUGUUCUGUUUUUUUUUUUCAGAUGGUGUAAGCUUAUCUGUGUUUUUCUUCAGCAUGUGCUCAGAAUCCCAGACUCACAUUCGAACCCGUGUUCCUACGUGUAAAAACAAGCUGCCGCCCAACAUCAGGAGAUAGCAAAAAACAGCAGUUUACAGAUGUUUUUUUAGGAAUGUUGGGAAAGGCUAUUGGCUGCAACUGCAGCCAACAGCACGUUACACCUAUCACUGCAUUACAGGACUACUACCCACAAGGCCGUGCUACGAUCUGCCAUGUGAAAUAGACUUUAAAUGUACAUAUAACAUACGCUCUCUCUUUGUCUGUUGUAAAAUACUUCCCCUGGUUUUAUGGUAAGUUCCUGUAAAUCAAGACAUUGAAGGAGAAUAAUUCAGGUCCUGGCUGGAUUUAUUAUAAUACUGCACUAUUUAAUGCUAAGCGAAGCAUGCGUUUAUUAACAUUCAGCUCCAUGAUAGCAUUGCUUGACAUAUCCUUGUCUACGGAUAGUUCGGUGUCACUUUCUCUCUCUUAACAUAAGCAGUAGAGAUUUUUACCCUCCACAUAUUAGCACUGUGUAUUGUAUUGUUGUAUGUCAAUGUUUCUGUCACCAUCAUAUCCACUUCCAGAGCUUGUAUUAUCCCCACUACCGCGUCUCCACCCCCCCCGGAGUCCUGCUGUAGCCCACCUCGCCACUCCCCCGUAGAGCGCUCAGUCUGUGGCCGCAGAAGCACAGCGUCCUUCGCUUCCGGUUACCGGCUCGAUCGGGCGCUUCGUUUCACUGUUCCCGCACGGCGGUUCGAGUUCGUUUCCGGCGACUGCUGAGCUCGUAAGAAUGCGUAAGGAUAAAAACGAAAUGAAAUAAAAAAAACAGUGACACCUGCUUAAGCUUGUUUACUGAAGUCGAGGACACUGCGCUCAUGGUGGUUAGACUGAAUGCCCCUCCCCCUCAGUUUGAUAUUUUCACUGGAAAAUGUUUUGUGUGUUUCAAGACUAUAAUCCUCAUAUGCGUAAACGAUGCAGACAAUCCUGUUACUGAUUGAUUUGUGAAAUGUUGCUUUCACACAUAUUUCACUGAUUUCAGCAGACACAUUUGAAUAAAGGCUGAUACUGAAUCCA